AUGCGCAUUCUAAUAGCUUUGCUGCUUCUCUCACCAAUAUCAAUAAUUACAGCACAAAAGACUCCAGACGGAAGUAUUGUCCCAUUUUCCUCUCGUCUCCCGGCCUGUGCCUCAAAAUGUGGCCCUCUAUACGAUGUACAGGGAAAAUGUUCCCCUCCAGUCACUACACACGCAGACAACGAUUGUUUUUGUGCCGACGCUCGACUUACGUCAUUCAAAACUGGUCCAGCCGGUGUUUCUUCUGUGUGUGGAGCCACAAUAUGUACAUUGGAGGAUGAAUUGGAAAAGGUCCAAGAAUGGUACUUGGACUUCUGUGGCAGAACGGCAACCCGACCAGAUCAAGAUGAAACUAGUGAUGAUGCCAACACCCCAGAUCAAAAUAAUACGAGUAGCCAAUCAUGGAUCAGCGGACAUUUUAAAUGGGUAAUCAUGGUAUCAAUAAUUUUUCUUAUAAUUAUUAGUGCUUGGAUUUUGGCAUGCAUAUGUCGAAGACGCUAUCUCAGAAAAAAAGAAAAAGAAGUCGAAAUGGCCCCGCCUGUCGCGUGGGGACCCCAUCAGCUUCAAAGUGCAACAGGAGGAUAUAGUCGACAUGACGGUAGUGCUGAGAAAUCAAGAAAUAUACCUCUCAAUGCUAGUAUUAAGACAUCUACCACAAUUUUAGCAACACCCAUCGACACAGUCACUACUAAUAAAGAGGAUUCAACGCUAAAAGUAAAAAAAAGAUGA
Messenger RNA from Blumeria graminis f. sp. triticale, 726 nucleotides. Lineage: Eukaryota; Fungi; Ascomycota; Leotiomycetes; Helotiales; Erysiphaceae. The record is from the annotation of a GenBank genome assembly.